Messenger RNA from Cephus cinctus (wheat stem sawfly), 882 nucleotides. RefSeq names its product transmembrane protein 256 homolog. Bases 199 to 711 code for a protein of 170 amino acids. The record is from RefSeq and is a predicted model, not a curated record. Lineage: Eukaryota; Metazoa; Arthropoda; Insecta; Hymenoptera; Cephidae. The transcript has 5 exons.
CAUCUCAUCUCUGUAGGAAGUGUAUCACUGCUUCUUUGUUUGUUACGUGCAUUUGAUCGAGAUACAACAUGAUCUGGGCUCAUUUUUGAACAUACCUGUAGCCUAUAGUGUUUUGAAGCACGUUAUAAAGUUUUAUUUAAUGAUGACGAAAAUUUAACAUAUGCUGCAGCCAUAAUUCUAUGUAUAGUUCAAAGAGAAAUGGGAAUCCAGGAUGCACUGCAUUACGCCUUUUUGUCGAAUCCCAUCAGCACUGGUGCGGCAGGCUAUGUGAAAUCAGCAGUAGGACUUGUAAAAGAUUACGUUGUUUCGAAACCACAAGUUGAAGUAAGAAUGGUACAAGCAGAUCCAGUGCCGUUGUGGAAGUUAGCAGCUGCUACAGGUCCAUUUGUAAGACUAGCAGCACUUAGUGGUGCUACUGCUGUAAUAUUGGGGGCUUAUGGAUCCCACAAACAGUACCCAAAGGACAAUAACCGAGAACAGCAGCGAGUAUUUGAAACAGCGAGUAGAUACCACUUUAUACAUACUUUAGCACUGCUCGGUUUACCCAUGUGUAGGGCUCCCUUUAUAGCAGGAAUAUUUAUGUUGUCAGGAAUGGUUAUGUUUUGUGGAACAUGCUAUUACUACGCUUUCACAGGAGAGAAGCGAUUUAGCCGUGUAACACCAAUCGGUGGCAUGUGUUUUAUCUUAGGAUGGUUAGGAAUGCUCAUAUAAAGGGAUUCUUCACAAAUUUUUUCAAUCGCGCAAUGUUAUUAUGAUUAAUUUCUCUUAUCAUACUAAAUUUAUAACUAAUGAAAUAGUUUAGGCCAUACAAUAAGUUUUUCAGUUAUUCAUCUGUCACAUUAAUGUUGUAUCGGUGCCAAUAAACUAUAAAACAGAAGUAUU